This is a messenger RNA of Micropterus salmoides (largemouth bass), 3044 nucleotides long. RefSeq lists its product as uncharacterized. The transcript has 3 exons. The coding region runs from base 775 to 2301 and encodes 508 amino acids. Gene Ontology annotation, biological process: positive regulation of translation; positive regulation of cell size. Lineage: Eukaryota; Metazoa; Chordata; Actinopteri; Centrarchiformes; Centrarchidae. The record is from RefSeq and is a predicted model, not a curated record.
UCAGUCUGUGGCCGAGGAAUCCAAGGCAGCGUUUAAUUGCAGAGUGCAAAGGCUUUAGCUGGGCUAAUGAGCUCAGCACUGCAGCUGGGACUCCUUCACGCACUCUCUGAGACACCGAAACCCAUAUGGAGUCCUUUACCGGAGGAGCCUCACAAGACGGCUGGAUUUUAGGUGGAGGGGAGAGAAGGACUUCAUAAAUUCAGGUACAGCCGACUAUGUGAGAGAAUAUACCAGAGGCAAGAGACAGAGUAAGAGGUGGAGAGAGAGAGGAGUGCGGGAGAGGGGAGGGGAGGAAACGGGAAAUACACAGCCAGAGAGAGAGAGAGAGAGAGAGAGAGAGAGAGAGACUAGAAGCCUGGAGCAGCAAAUGAGACAGAACAACGAGGCGGGAGAGGUAGAAAGAGAGAGGGAGGGAGGUGGAGAGGGGCCCCGUGUAGGAGAGAGGGCUACAGGGUGAGGAAGAAGAAAGAGUAGAGAAAAAGUUAGGAGAAGUAGGGGAAAGAGGGUCCAGAGGAAAGAAAAGAACAGGAACAGAGAUUAACAACUACAGGAGAGAAGAAGAAGGGAAACAACAGACAGGAAGGAAGGGGAGGGAGACUUCUUGAGUAGAGAAGAGAAAAAAAAGAGCUGAAGAAAAGUUUUCUUGUGGGAAGAAGCAGAUGAGGAAAACAGAGCGAGUGAAUGACUGGGCUAGUGAGAGAGAGACCAGGGACAGGAGGGGAACCAAUUGUUUUCUAAGGCGUUUUCCACACAAGCCUCUGGACUUCUUUGGACAUGUACACAGGAGGCGCACAAACUACGGGACACCACCGAUUUCUUCAGCACAUCAACACUCCCUGCCCCUGCCAGCACUGCGUCCACUAUGAGCAGCAAGCGUACAGCCAUCACGGUGGGCCGGGAUACCAUCCAGCAUCAGCCAGACAGACAGACCACCCAUCUCUGGACUGCAGGAGAGACAUCCAGGCUCCUCGGGUUAAAGACGUAGGAGGGAGAGCUUUCGUAGUGGACAGAGCUGAGCGAAGCGGUCAUCGCAGCCCACAGAGGAGGCCUGUGUUCGCAGGGCCAGGCCCUUACAACCAUUCAGAUGACUUGAGCCAAGUUUGCCCCUGGGAGUUGAACCCUACCCAGUGGAGCUACCCACUGGAGCCUGGGGUGAGACACUACCCGUCUGUCAGGGAACAGUGUGGCUGUGUGGUGCGCAGCGACACCAGGGCACACCCCUUUAACACCGGAAUACCACAUCCUCUCCCCCAUCUUCAGGUCAAAGGUCAAGGGUACAGGACCAGGAGGACUGUCAGGUAUGUCUCUGUGGACGAGGGGGAGGAAAGUUGUGAAUGCACCUCUGAGAACUAUCAUUUGGAGCCACGCAAUCCCCAUCUAGAUCACUCACACAUGCCAAAUGGCCACUGUAGACCGAGGCCUGUGUUCUUAGAGGGAGGGGAGGAAAGAGAUAGCCAUCAGGACCGAGACAAACUGAAGGGUGGAUCAGAGGAGGGCUGUAACGGACGCGGUGGCUUUCACAAAUGUUUCUUCCCCACUGAAGUCCCACAAAAACACUUGAACCAAAGCAGACACAGGGGGCCCUGCACCCCUCCCUCUGGCAUCACCAGUCUAGAGCCCUCAAGCUUGACAACCAACAACGACCACCAGCGGCAGGGUUCGGAGGUGGUGAAGCAGAAGAGGAGGCAGGAUUUGGUGAGGGAUCAGAUCAGACAAGUGGUGACGGAUCUGGAGGAUGUGUUGGGAGGUCUGAAGCAAGUUCACGUGGAGAUGAAAGAGGUGGUCGAGCAGAUUGAUCGUCUCACAGCCAGUAUCGACCUCAGUGAGGAGGCGCCCUGUAUCACUCAGUUCAAUGACUUUCAUGGCUCAACUCACCCAGGUGACCUCAGGGUGGCCCUGCUGCCCAAUCACAAGCCUCCCCCUGUCCAGGUGUCGCAACACAUCAAUGAAGACCGCAUCAUCUUAAGAACUAACUCUCCCUCCCCAGUUCACAUGGCAUCAGUCGUCAAAACCAGCCUCUUUACACCAUCCAGCCUCAGUAAGGAGAUCAACCACGAAAAGCCAGGUGUAAACGGCCACCCGCCCCACCUGUAUCACUCCAACCAAACUCAUCCUAAGACCCACCCACAGAGCCUAGACCCUAAGGUCAUUAUUGGUAACAGCACCUCCAAUUCAAGAACUCAGAAGCCUCCUCUGUACCCUCAAAACGGACGGUGUGGGAAGGGCCCGUACCCACCUCCCAAGCCUGUGAGGACCCCUACCUACCCAGGGAGAGGCUGCCAGAGCACCAGCAUGGUGUGAAGGAGGGGGGUGGUUUGCCCCAGUGCCAUGGGGGGCUGAAACAUGAGACCCUGCUGCAGCGAGUGGAGGUCAGAGUGGGACCAGGCAGGGGAACAACUCAUGCAGUAGCUGAUGCCACUGAGACAAGCUGUCAGCCGGCGGAAACGGAGCACGGCCUGAAGGUGGGGAUAUUUCCAAAGGGAAAACUCCCCCAAGAGUCGACCCGCAGCUGUAUGUCACACGAGCACAGAAGCAUGGAGGAGUGGCAGUCAAACCUCUCUGAGAAUCUCUACUUUUGCUGUUACUGGUGAUGCAAUGGCAAAAAAAUAGACUAAACUACUCAACAACCACCAUUAGAAACAUAAAGGUAUCUUUUCAUGACAAUAUUAAUUUAUUUAUACUAUUUUUUUUUUUACUGCAAAGAUAUCUAUUUUCAGGCAGCUUACACCAGUUUGGAUACUACCUAACCUAAUGUAUGCUAUAUUAAAGAUUUAUAUAAUCUAAAACUAUUGUACAGACAUUUUACAAAUAAAGAGUUUUAUACUGUUUUUGUCAGUGCUACAUGGUUUUUAAGAGUGUUUAAGAAGAAUAAUCAGCACGGAGACAAAAGGCAAAGGCAGAGCUGAGAUUAAAUUUCAGUACAAAAAAAUUCUUCAGCACUUUUCUCAUAUAUCAAUCUGACGUCUCAAUUAUCUUACUCCAGAGAUGCAUUGACCGCUGAAUGUCCCACAUUUGAAUACGAAAUAAAAGAAAUGAUGCCAGCA